Messenger RNA from Saccostrea cuccullata (small rock oyster), 1308 nucleotides. RefSeq lists its product as uncharacterized. Bases 50 to 1297 code for a protein of 415 amino acids. The transcript has 3 exons. NCBI's taxonomy places the organism in Eukaryota, Metazoa, Mollusca, Bivalvia, Ostreida, Ostreidae. The record is from RefSeq and is a predicted model, not a curated record.
CGUCAUCAUUUAUGACGUAGAGGAAAAAGUAAUGUUUACGAUGUGAGAUAUGAGGCGUACAUAUUUGUUCAUUUUAACCAUUUUCCUUUGUGUUUGUUGGAUCUUGGCAUAUGAUAACGAUUACAAUGACUACGAUACUGGUCUCUUAGAUGAAAUAAGAUCAGAGGAGAAGAGAAACUUCAACGAACAAAAACAUGGAGAGGUCGAUGAGCCUUUCAAAAAUUUGUUGUCCGAGCUCGAAGACGACAUCGGAGAGUUGUCCGACUUAAACAAAAGAAACAACGGCGGUUCUUCCGGAAAAUCGCCGCCUCAGCAGAAACCAGUCACCACCACAAAGGCGACUCAGACCAAUAGCACAGCCACCUUAAAACCCACCUCACCGAGUACUGUAACGUCAACCGCUACUGCAGGUAGUGUAACGACAACCAAGGCGCCGGUGAAAGCAAAUCCCCAAACCACGGAAAAGAAACCAAAUAAUGAUAGUCGCGAAAGCAACGCCAAAACAAAGAAACCCCCAAAAGGCAACGCUGUUCAUAACAACCGCAAAAAAUCAAAUCCACAAGGGGGCUCAAAGAGUAAGGAAAGUAAAGGAAAGGGCAAGAAAAACCUUCGUGGGAGAAAGAAAAUGAAGAAUAGAUAUAGAACAGAUAAAAAUAAAAUGCUUGCUCAGGCAUCAUGUGGCAAGGCUAAAAAAUACCCAACCUGCAUCCAAAUAUAUCGAAAAUGUAUGCAUGAAAAAAAGAAACAGAGAAUUCGUUGUAAGCAGAGAAAGGGGAAUAAUAGUCGAGGUCGUUUGGGGAAGUAUUCAAAUCUAAAGGGGAGAAAACUGCUUUUAGCGAGACAUGGUCUACAACAGAAUAGAAAAGGGGAGCAGCAGCCAACAAACAAAAAGAACAGCAUACAUGACAAGAAACAGUGGAAGAAUAAAGGUAACGAUGGGAAAAAAGAAAGUGAAAGAAAAAGUCCACAUAGUAACUUGCCCAAGAAUUCGCCAAGAAAGCAGGAAGGAGCCGGAAAUGGAAAAGGAAACAAUCAGAGUCAUAAAGGAAAAAGUAGUCCAUCUGGGAGUACAACAAAACCGUUAGCGAAGGACCGGAGAGGAAAAAUAAACAACGAUAGUAACAAUGUAUUAAAGGAAAAGAAAACACUGGAAAAUCAAAAGAAAAUGGUAAAUGGAGAGAUCAAGGGACUGCUGAAAUAUCUCAGAAGGGUCAAAGGUCAUUUGUAUCAUAUCGACAAAAAUGACGGCAAACGAAAAGAAAGAGAGGCAAAAGAAAAGUCAGAUUCAAACCGAUAGGUGUUUGUUUU